AUGAAGCUGGACUUUGCCUCUUGGUUGGACUCGUCGUUCCCAAAGCUUCCCGAUGAGUCAGCCUGUGCUAGUUUGUUGCUGUUUCAAGGUGAGGGUAUUGGUUGCUUCUCAGUGGGCUAUGUGAAGGGUUGGCGGAGGUCUGUGUCAGCGUUGAUUGCAGCAGAGGGUAUUCGCAAGUGCGCCUUAUCUCUGGAUGAGUUUCCAGAGUUCAAGGAAUCCAUGCGUGCAGUGCAUGGUUUGGUGGCAGUCUACAAAGAUGUGAUGGAGCAGAUUCACACAAACCGUGGCAUCACCAUGGGAUCAUCAGCGACAAGGAAGGAUUGGGACAAUGCCGGUUCCAUUGCGAGGGCCUAUCGUAUCGGGCGGAAUGAAGCAUCGGCGACCAGCAAUUUGCAGUCAAGAAUGCCCUGUUGUGUGUCAGACGCCUUGAAAUCCGCUGUACGGAUUCGGGGCAUGAAAGGCUUUAUCCUGCACGAGGUUUUGCUUCUGAUUGACCGCUUGCAAGCAGAUUGGGAUAGGUGCCCAAUCAAAAAAGCUUGGAACUUCAAGGACACCAACAAUUUGCACGCUGCCUGUGGCGCUUACCGUCAUUUCGUUGGCCAGCUGAAGAGCACGAUUUCAGAUGCUGCUUUCAAGGCCCACAUGCCAGUGAUCCGCGACCAGUUCAUGAUGUCCUACCUCGACACUGAGCUCCUGAACGCGCUCUCAACUUCAACGCCCCCUGGGGAUGUCAAGUCAAUAUCCGCGAUGAGGCGAAUUGUGGAAGAGGCUGAGAACGCACAGACUAUUGAACAGGAGAAGCGAGCAGCCGAACUUAGCGAGCGGGUGAAUGCGGCUACACUUGAGCAAUUGGAGGCUCGGAUCUCCGCCGACUUUGCACUGCUCAAGAAGAUUGCCCCAUCUGCAGAGAAGGAUGCCAAAGAGGCCCACCUGGACAUGAGGAAAGGGCAGCAGCACGUGCGGACAUGGAUGAGCGAGAAUUUCAAAGUUCUUGUCCAGCCAGAGGGUCAGAUGGGCAAGGUGCUCACAGAGUUCGCGAAGUUCAAGGGUGAAUUGAAUCAGCCUGGGCAGAAGCCUUGUUACAUUCUGGUGCUUUUGGACGCAACUGUGUAUCCGGCAAACGCUGCAUAUUUGGAAGCGGCUUCGCAAGCGCUAUCCACGGUGUUGCAUUUUGGAGGGCAUUGUAUUGGACACAUUCAAGCGCCUGUGCCACAUUCCAAUACCACCCAGACAGCGCUGGUGAAGCAUCGGGGGCUUUUGGAAGACAGUUUGAUGGGCAAGUCCUUGGAUAUCACAGCCCGAGUUUGCCUCAACUUUCAACGCCCACCUGAUGCUCACCAAGGCGACAAGCGGCGUGUGGUCCAAGAUGUCAUUGCGGCGUCUGCAGAAUCAGUGCCGUCAUCGUGGAAUGUACCGUCGGUCAUUGGCCCAUUACCCAUGAUCAAGACACAGGACAUGUUGGGAUUCGAGGACGCCCGGCCUGGGCCCACGGCAAGAGCAGAGCAGAAGGGAAUCCCUUGCCACAGCAAGAUCUUGGACGCUUACGUUGGUGCAGUGGACUUUGCCAAUGGUGAGACGUUCAUUGUGUUGGACUUGAUUCCAAACAGGCAAGCUGAAUUUGCUCGAGCCACCCUGAAGCACAUGCUGGCCGCAAGCCCCAGUACCCAAAGCAUGAAGUACUUUGGUGUGUUUAGAGCAGACCAAAAAGACAUUUUGAACCAGCUUGAAGAGCAGAUCUAUUCAAGCUGGGACGCUUCGUCCGAUGCUCCGCCAAAACAAAGGGAACGCAGUGCUCAGGAAAAGCCCGAGCUGGGCAUACUGCGUUGGGAUCAAGGGGUCCCUAAGUUCACUGAGGACAUUUUGCAAAAGUUCCCUCAAGGGUGUGCUCAGAAUGCAGCUGUGCUGAAAUUGGAAAAGGAGUUGGAGAGUGCAAGGUUCAUUGACAUCAAUCGUGCGGUGGCCCUUCCCUAUGUGAGGGUGGAUGGGUUCAAUGUGCCCAGGCUUGCGUUUGCUGCGGGCAAAAAUGGAAAGCCCAGCAUUUUGAUCAGCACUUCAUUCGACUUGUACGUGGGGAACCUCACCAACGAGGAGAUCUCUCUUUCGCCGGGAGAGCUUUGUGGCUUUAACACGGGCUCUUUUGAUGUCAAAAUCAUUCGAGGCAGCGGGGAAGAUGAACAAGGAACAUUGCCGUGGAGAGUGCUUGAUGAUUUGACCUAUGUUGCCUACAACAAAGAACCUAUGCUCCUGUGCCAGCUGUUGCGCAAAUUGGCCCGCGAGAAUGGCGCGGGCAAGGUUGGGCCCAUCUUCCCGUACAAGAAGCUCAAGUCUUGGGCAUGCGAAGUUGAUGGCGUCCAAGUUUUCAGUGCAGAACUCAAGGCCAAGUUGACCAGGAAUGGGCGUGACAAUGAGCCAGGCUCGGAGGUUGAAGUGGUUUCAUUUGAUUUACCGAAGCACGCGCUAGGCGGCCACACACCUGAGGGCAGGGAUGCGAAUGAGAAGUCUCAGGCCGAGCCUGAGGCCGGUACUGUCGAAUUGGUAGACUCAGAGAUGAACCCAGAGGGCACUCAGGAAGAGUCAGAAGAAGGCGCUGCCGAAGUUGAUCCGAUCCUGGAAGGUGACGAGAAAUUCAAUGUUGACUAG
Molecule: messenger RNA, 2640 nt
Organism: Durusdinium trenchii
Lineage: Eukaryota; Dinophyceae; Suessiales; Symbiodiniaceae
Source: the annotation of a GenBank genome assembly